Chenopodium quinoa (quinoa) is the source of this 1711-nucleotide messenger RNA. Its product is annotated as replication protein A 70 kDa DNA-binding subunit D-like. The transcript is spliced from 4 exons. The record is from RefSeq and is a predicted model, not a curated record. Bases 1031 to 1711 code for a protein of 226 amino acids. NCBI's taxonomy places the organism in Eukaryota, Viridiplantae, Streptophyta, Magnoliopsida, Caryophyllales, Amaranthaceae.
UUUAAUAUGGCAUUCAUCAGCUCCAAACUUCCUAUAAUUAAAUGCCACGUAAUAAAAUAAUUAUUUAGUUCUUACUAAACAAGGCUCACAAUAAACAUGAACACAAAGUAACCAUAACAAGAAAUAUAAGCUUUCAUUAAAACCACACUACACCACUUACAACAAUGUAGAAAGAAACAUUGAGUACAACUUAAUAAUUAACAAUGAACUACACACAACUAGAAGUAAUAGACACUUUUAUUACUAAAACAACAUAAUCCUCCUAAUACAUAGAAACACAACUAAGAUUAGACCACAAUUGCCUUGCUAAAACUUAAGCUUUCCUUUAAAAAUAACCACCAUAGGAAGCAUCACUUUCAGGAGAAUAUGAAGGACUGGAGUGGUGAUGGAUGUCACUGCACUUAAGAAUAGGUUGAGGGUUGUAGUUACUGGUUCCCUCUUUUGGUGUCUAUUCCUUUGGGCUGGCUUGCUUAUCUUCAUGCUCAAAGAGAUACCACAGCCUCUAAAUCUUCCACCUUUUUCUCUAAGGAACUCAGUUGUUCCUCCAUUGCUUCAUAGUUAGACUGAUUAGGAAUCCCAUAUCCACUACUAUGAUCCACCUUAUCUUUCCCCUUACUUGCCAUUGCUCUGACCUUGAAUAGAAAAAAUAGAGAUAGAAAUGAGAAUGGUAAAUGCAAAAAUGAUUUGUAAAAAUUUGGAAGCCUCACCUUCCUUUUAUACAUACCUAGGUAGCACUUCUUUGUCUAGGGGAUAAAACCAUGCACUAAUUAUAAAUAUUUAGGAACUCAUACAGUACUCUACUAUGUGCUUCAGCACUGCAUAGCACUCAACAAAAUUUAUUAUUACAAGUCACAUCAUUACAAAUUCCUUCUUAUAUUUUAUUUGAUUUAAUAAUUAAUGCAUGUAUACCAUAUAAUAUUACAGUUAUGCAGAUAUGUAAUGUUCACUAACACUGCAUAGAACUACACCAGAUUUGUUGUUAUCUAAUUUCAGUUCAAAUCACAAAACUAAUUGCAUCUGUAUGCUAUAGAUGAAACUUGAAUACACGCCUUUGAACAAACUGUCACCUAUAAGCAAGGCAUACAAAGUACGUGUCAAUUUGAAAGAAAAGUCUCCUAUCCGAGCUCCUCCGAACAAAAAAAGAUUUCAAAAAUUGGUUUUUGAAGUUUUUGAAGAUGAGGAGGGUAACAACAUGAAAGCUACUUUGUUUGGAGAUGAAUGUGACCACUUCAAAAAAGUCUUUGAACAUAAGAAAAAGUACGAGAUAGCUAAUGCUCCAGUGCGAACAAUUAACCCAAAGUUUAGUUCAUUCCCAGGAGAAUGCAAAUUAACAUUCGGAGGAAUGACUAAAAUUCAAGCUAUUGAUCGAACAGAGGGACCUGUUUUGCAUGAAUAUAUCUCUAUAGCUGAUGUACCAAGGACAAGUGGACCAUCACACCGGUUUGAUUUGCUUGGAAUAGUAGUCCACAUGGAAGAUAUCCGGCAAGUGGAAUACAAAUCAGGCAGAGUAGCCGAUGUGCGAGACAUCAUCAUAAUUGAUGAGAGCACUGGUUCUCGCCCACUAAUCAUCUCUGCAUGGGGACAAUUAGCUCUUUCUGACUGUGAGAAACUCAAAGACGACUGGACAUCUACUUUCUUGGUUGUUAGCUUAACUUCAUUGAAACCUGCUAGCCACAGAGGUACACUUUUCUCACCCUUUGCCACUGUAUAG